Molecule: messenger RNA, 1387 nt
Organism: Pseudoliparis swirei
Lineage: Eukaryota; Metazoa; Chordata; Actinopteri; Perciformes; Liparidae
Gene: socs1a
Product: suppressor of cytokine signaling 1a
Exons: 2
Coding region: 200-928 (242 amino acids)
Biological process (GO): phosphatidylinositol phosphate biosynthetic process; intracellular signal transduction
Cellular component (GO): phosphatidylinositol 3-kinase complex
Molecular function (GO): 1-phosphatidylinositol-3-kinase regulator activity
Source: RefSeq, a predicted model, not a curated record
CACACACACACUCACACACUUACGCUCGCACACACACACACAGAGGAGAGCGUCUCCAGAGCUCGCGCUCCGUGGCGGAUUUACCUGCAGGUCAGCGGCUCUCUACCGGACUAACGGGUCUUCAACCAGCCGCCGGUGUGACAGCAAAACGGUGCCACGGUUCUCCGGCCCUCGUAGAACCGGCUGCGGUGGAACCGUGAUGAUGAUGAUGAUGAUGAUGACGAUGACGAUGAUGACCGUGGUCCCGCUCGUCUCCUCUCAGGAUGUCAGUGCGGCGGCUGGAGAUGGGCGCGGGGCGGCUCUCCCCUGUAGGAUGGUAGCCGACAGCGCAGCCGAAGGCCCCGACCCGCCUCUGUUGUCCAGCUCCUCCUCCUCGUCCUCCUCCUCGUCCUCCUCGCCGCUCUCCCGGCAGCUCGCUCCGAAGCCGAGGCCCCCGCCCGCCCCCCCGACCCACUUCCCCACCUUCUCCUGCAAGGAGGACUGCGAGAUCAUCACGGACACGGCGUCCCAGCUGCAGCGCAGCGCCUUCUACUGGGGCCCCCUGGGGGUGGAGGAGGCUCACCGCAUGCUGCGCCUCGCCCCGCCGGGCAGCUACCUCAUCCGCGACAGCCGGCAGAAGGACGUCUUCUUCACGCUGUCCUACCACGGCAAGAGCGGCCCGGUCAGCGUGCGCAUCGACUACAAGCGCCAGAGCUUCUCGCUGGCGGGCAACGAGCGCUCCUUCCCGACGCUCUUCGCCCUCCUGGAGCACUACGCCCGCUCGCCGCGGAGGAGCCUGAGCGCGCCCUACAGGAGAUGGGAGCCCACGCUGCAGGAGCUGUGCAGGAAGCGCAUCAUGGCGCUGUGCGGCGGCCGGAGCCGCGUGCCGGAGCUGCCGCUCACCCACGUGGCGCAGGACUUCCUGUUGGAGUUCCCUUUCGAUCUGUGAGCGGCGUUCCGAUCGGGUCGCUCGCGGUUUCGAGACGGCGUCCGACCGAGGAGACGCCCGAAAGAGGACGAGCGCGGACGGGGCGCCGCGCGGCCUUCGGGGGCUCGACUCGCGCGUGGACAGAGCGCCUUCGGGCGGCGUUAUACGGCCGCGAGGCGCCCUCGCCGGCGAGCGUAACCGCGUGGACGGCGUGGGCCUGUUGGAGGCGGCCGCGGCGCCCGGCGCGGGGCUGAACUUGUUUUGUAGCAGACUUUUAAAACUCUAACGUCGUCGAAUGUUUACACGCCACUCUGAAUGUUCGCCGGCGCCGACGGCUCAAAGAUGGAGUCCGGCGGUCCGGCGCUGAACCGUACUGUAGCUGGAGGCUCGGAUCACGAGCCUCGACUGAAUCGCAUCCACAAGAAUAUAUAUAUAUUUUAUUUCCUAUUGUAUUUGAAAUAAAACUUUAUUGAAACUAAA